Molecule: messenger RNA, 1308 nt
Organism: Pteropus alecto (black flying fox)
Lineage: Eukaryota; Metazoa; Chordata; Mammalia; Chiroptera; Pteropodidae
Gene: SACK1A
Product: family with sequence similarity 83 member A
Exons: 4
Coding region: 1-1308 (435 amino acids)
Biological process (GO): epidermal growth factor receptor signaling pathway
Source: RefSeq, a predicted model, not a curated record
AUGAGCCUGUCAAGGCACAUGGGCAAGAUCCGAAAACGCCUGGAAGAUGUCAAGAGCCGAUGGGUCCGGCCAGCCAGGACUGACUUCAGCGACAACGAGAGUGCCCGGCUGGCCACAGAUGCCCUCUUGGAUGGGGGGCCUGAGGCCUACUGGCAGGCGCUUAGCCAGGAGGGCGAGGUGGACUUCUUGUCCUCAGUGGAAGCCCAGUACAUCCAGGCCCAAGCCAAAGAGCCCCCCUGUGCUCCGGAGACCCCCGGAGGGGCCGAGGCAGGAGCCAAGGGACUCGACUCCUACUCCCUACAGUCAGGCACCUACUUCCCCGUGGCCUCGGAGGGCAGCGAGCCCACCCUGCUGCACACCUGGGCCUCGGCCGAGAAGCCCUACCUGAAGGAGAAGUCCAGUGCCACCGUGUACUUCCAGACGGACAAGCACAGCAACAUCAGGGACCUCAUCCGCCGCUGCAUCACCCGGACCAGCCAGGUCCUGGCCAUCCUGAUGGAUGUGUUCACAGACGUGGAGAUCUUCUGUGACAUCCUAGAGGCAGCCAACAAGCGUGGCGUGUUCGUCUGUGUGCUCCUGGACCAAGGAGGCGUGAAGCUCUUCCAGGAGAUGUGUGACAAGGUCCAGAUCUCUGACAGUCACCUCAAGAACAUUUCCAUCCGGAGUGUGGAAGCGGAGGUGUACUGUGCCAAAUCAGGCAGGAAGUUUGCCGGCCAAAUCCAGGAGAAGUUCAUCAUCUCGGACUGGAGAUACGUCCUGUCUGGAUCAUACAGCUUCACCUGGCUUUGCGGACACGUCCACCGGAACAUCCUCUCCAAGUUCACAGGCCAGGCAGUGGAGCUGUUUGACGAGGAGUUCCGCCACCUCUACGCCUCCUCCAAGCCCGUGAUGGGCCUGAAGUCCCCCAGGCUGGCCGCACCCCCACAGCCCGGAGCGGGCCGCAGCCCCCCGCCUGGCCGCCUCAGCGGCAGCAGCUACUCCAGCAGUGACCACACGUCUUCGAACCCCUUCAGCAGCCCGUCAACGGGAAGCCACCCCCGGAACCGGAGUCUAUCCAUGUCCUCAGGGCCCAGCAGUCCCCCGGCCCCAAAUCCGCCCCCACCCCCCAGGUUACAGCCCUACCAUGGCCUCUGGGGGGCCCUGACCCCACAGGCCCACUUCCUUCCGAGGCCCCACAAGGGGCCACUCGCUCUGUACAGCAACCUCAACGCCUACCGGCCCACGAGGCUGCAGCUCGAGCAGCUCGGCCUGGUGCCCAGGGCGGCCCCCGUCUGGAGGCCUGCUCUACAGGCCACCCCUCAUUUCUGA